Molecule: messenger RNA, 561 nt
Organism: Ascoidea rubescens DSM 1968
Lineage: Eukaryota; Fungi; Ascomycota; Saccharomycetes; Ascoideales; Ascoideaceae
Product: L domain-like protein
Exons: 1
Coding region: 1-561 (186 amino acids)
Molecular function (GO): protein binding
Source: RefSeq, a predicted model, not a curated record
AUGAAAUUGCAAUUAAGCAAGCCAGAUUCAGUAAGAAUAUUCCCAACAUUUGUGAACUUAAUAUCAUUGAACUUGGAGAUAUAUUUGACUAAUUUAUCGCUUAAGAAGAUUGAAAAAUUGACAACACAGACAUUGAAAUUGUCAACUGAUAUAGAUGAUACCUUAAAUAAGCCUUUAGAAACCAAUGAUUUGAAUCAAAUCAGUAAUCUAGUAAUUUUGAAUUUAGCUAGAAAUAUGAUUGCCAGAAUAACAAAUUUGGAAGAUUUAACAAAACUAAAAGUACCAGAGUUGCAGAACAAUAAAAUUUUGAAAUUUGAGAAUCUUAGUAGCUCGAAAUCACUAAAGGAGGUAAAUUUAAAUUCUAACCAAAUACGAAAGAUUCAAAAUUUAAAUAAUCUAGAUAAUUUGAAAUUGCUGGAUCUAUCAUACAACCAAAUUUUUAAACUUGAAAACUUAUCUGAGUUAAGAAAUUUGAAAAGACUAAAUUUAAUGCUAAACUGUAUCAUAACGAUGGAAGAAUGCCAAAAACUUAGCAAAAUUGAAAAUGUUAAAUUUAAAUAA